AUGAAUGUCAUUUUCGUCAAUGGAUUCCAGCGUAAGGAAUUCUCUCAUAGCACCGGAUCAUCAUCAAUCUCUCAUAGCACCGGAUCAUCAUCAUUCUCUCACAGCACCGGAUCAUCAUCAGUCUCUCAUAGCACCGGAUCAUCAUCAGUCUCUCACAGCAUCAGAUCAUCAUUAGUCUCUCAUAGCAAUGGAUCAUCAUUAGUCUCUUAUGAUCACAUCUCUCACAGCACUGGAUCAUCAUCAGUCUCUCACAACACCGGAUCAUCAUCAGUCUCUCACAGCACCGGCUCAUCAGUCUCUCAUAACACCGGAUCACCAUCAGUCUCUCACAGCACUGGAUCAUCAUCAGUCUCUCACAACACCGGAUCAUCAUCAGUCUCUCACAGCACCGGAUCAUCAGUCUCUCAUAACACCGGAUCACCAUCAGGCCCUCACAGCACUGGAUCAUUAUCAGUCUCUCACAACACCGGAUCAUCAUCAACUGGAUCAUCAUUAGUCUCUCAUACUCACAGGACUGGAUCAUUAUCAGUCUCUCACAACACCGGAUCAUCAUAA
Messenger RNA from Mizuhopecten yessoensis (Yesso scallop), 555 nucleotides. Its product is annotated as sericin-2-like. The transcript is spliced from 3 exons. The record is from RefSeq and is a predicted model, not a curated record. NCBI's taxonomy places the organism in Eukaryota, Metazoa, Mollusca, Bivalvia, Pectinida, Pectinidae. Bases 1 to 555 code for a protein of 184 amino acids.